AUGUUUGACUGGCGGCCAUUUUUAUUUGGUGGUCUUGCUUCGAGUGUUGCCGAAUUGGCAACAUUCCCAAUUGAUCUGACAAAAACUCGUCUACAAAUUCAAGGACAGAUAUUCGAUAAUCCUAGUCAACAAUUAAAAUAUGCUCAAAAAAAAUAUACAAAUAUGUUUCAGGCAGCUUAUCGUGUUUCAGCAGCCUUAUUACGUCAAGCAACUUAUGGAACAAUCAAAAUUGGUAUAUAUCAAAAAAUGAAACGUCUUUUUGCAGAUGACAUUCGACAAGAAAAACUUUAUAUUAAUGUUCUCAGUGGUAUGUUUUCUGGUGCAUUAGCUAAUGCUAUAGCAAAUCCUACUGAUUUAUUGAAAAUUCGUAUGCAAGCUAAUCAUCCAAGUGUUCAAGGUAAACGACUAUUUUCUGCCAUGAUUUCUAUAGCAAAAAAAGAAGGUGUUCGAGGUCUUUGGAGUGGUGUUCUACCUACAGUCCAACGGGCAGCUAUUGUUAGUGGUGUUGAAUUAGCUGUGUAUGAUUCUGCAAAACAACACUUAAUAUGUCAAUUUAACAGUUCAGAUACAAUUGGAACUCAUUUUCUAUCGUCAUUCAUAGCUGGAUUUGCUGGUGCUUUCACUAGUACACCAAUCGAUGUUAUACGAACUCGUUUAAUGAAUCAAGAAAAUUUACAGUCUCGUGGUAAGUUAACAUCAACUUCAACACCUUAUAAAGGUAUUAUAGAUUGUUUUAUUAAAACUACUCGAAAUGAAGGCUUUUUGGCAUUAUACAAAGGUUUCUUUCCUUCUUGGCUUCGAUUAGGUCCUUGGAAUAUUGUUUUCUUUAUUGUAUUUGAACAAUUAAAAGCUUUAAAUGGAACAUUCGAGAACAGAAGUUCCAGAAGAAUAGAUCAACAUCUAUAA
Messenger RNA from Rotaria sp. Silwood2, 906 nucleotides. Lineage: Eukaryota; Metazoa; Rotifera; Eurotatoria; Philodinida; Philodinidae. The record is from the annotation of a GenBank genome assembly.